This is a messenger RNA of Bathycoccus prasinos, 1977 nucleotides long. RefSeq lists its product with no specific name. The transcript has 2 exons. Gene Ontology annotation, biological process: tRNA processing. Gene Ontology annotation, molecular function: RNA binding; tRNA dihydrouridine synthase activity; flavin adenine dinucleotide binding. Bases 1 to 1977 code for a protein of 658 amino acids. Lineage: Eukaryota; Viridiplantae; Chlorophyta; Mamiellophyceae; Mamiellales; Bathycoccaceae. The record is from RefSeq and is a predicted model, not a curated record.
AUGUCCUCGAAAGAUGUCCUCGAAAGAAAAAGGAUAGAAUCACUCGUUAAAGAAGGGUUCUUACCGAUUCGAGCGCAGUUUUUGCGAGGCCCGUCCUCCCCGGAAGAAGAGAACGUCGACGGACCGAAGAAACCGUUAGAAGGAGGAAAAGAAGGAGGAAAGGCGACGGUAUUACAGAGCAACAAAAACGGCUUGCGACAAGGCACAAAGUCGCAAAAGCAACGAAAGAGAGAGAAAUACCUUUCGAUGAGGAAUGAUUUGUGUCAUUUUGUGGCGGUUGGGAAGGAGUGCACGUUUCAAUCGACCGGGUCGUGCGAACGCGCGCACGACGCGGAGAAGUAUUUAGAGGCGAGAAAAGACUCUUGGUUCGGCGGCGGGAACCUCCCGGAUGGGCGAUGCUUUCUCGGCGGCGACGAAGACGAGAAAGACGUGAAGUGUCCGUACGAGAAGAAGAUAAAAGAUGUGAGAUGUCCGUUUGGAGUUCGGUGUUAUUUUUCCGAUCGACACGAAAAUAACGCGAAAGAGUCGAAAACGUUGCUCGAGUGGCGACGGAGCGAAGGCAGCGAAGAGUUCAACGCCAUGGAGGACUGGUUGCAGAAAAAAUUACGCGAGUCCACGUAUCUUUUGCCAAGAUCGACAAAGUAUUUAGAGAUGGUCGGGAAUGAUUUGCUGUGCGUGUCGAAAGCGAAGAAGAGGAAGAUUACGGCGAUAAAUCGAAAUAACAAAGACGACGACGCGAACGAGAACGAGAACGAGGAGAAAACGGUAAAGAAGAACGCGAUCGAUUUCAAUAAAAAGUUAGUCUUGGCACCGUUAACGACGGUUGGACACGCGCCGUUUCGACGCAUGUGCGUGAAGUUUGGGGCAGACGUUACGAUAUCGGAGAUGGCGAUGGCUUCAAACUUGUUAGCCGGCGAUCGACGCGAGUGGGCGCUGGUGCGAAGACACGCGUGCGAAUCGAGUGCGACGAAUAAGUUUGGGGUCCAAAUAUGCGGCGGGUACCCCGAUUUAGUCAGCCGAUGCGUGGAACUGAUUGAAAACGAAGUCCAAUGCGACUUCAUCGACAUCAACAUGGGAUGUCCAAUCGAUGGCGUUUGCGCCAAAGGUGCCGGCUCAACUUUGCUCACGCAACUUAAAACCGGUAAGUUGGAGAAAAUCAUCGACGCGGCGAGCUCCUCGUUGCGUAAGAUUCCGUUGACGAUCAAAAUUCGAAUGGGUUACCACGAUCGCAAGCAACAGUGGAACGCGCACGAUAUCGUCAAUCGAUGUUGCUCGGCGCCGUCUUCGACAUCUCGAGAUUCCCUCAACGCCGGUUGGCUCGGUAAAGUCGCUGCGGUGACGUUACACGGACGAACGCGCGCGCAACGCUAUUCGCGCUUGGCGGACUGGGAAUACAUCGACGAGUGUGGGAAAAUCGCUCAAACUGUUUCAAACGGCGUCGUCCCGCUCAUCGGCAACGGCGACGUGUAUACCUACGAAGAUUACAACGCACACGUGGACUCUGGAAACGUCGCCACGUGCAUGAUUGGUCGAGGUGCAAUUAUCAAACCGUGGUUGUUCCAAGAGAUUAAAGAGCAAAGGCACAUCGACGUCUCUUCCUCGGAGCGUUUAGAGUACUUUGCGGAAUUUUGUAACUACGGGUUCGAACAUUGGGGUUCGGAUUCCAUCGGCGUCGAAAAGACGAGAACAUUUCUAUGCGAAUGGAUGAGUUACACGCACAGAUACGUCCCGGUUGGUCUUUUGGAGCACGCGAGCGUACAAAAGAUGCAUUUGCGUCCGCAACGAUAUUUCGGUCGAAACGAUAUGGAAACUUUGUUGGCCUCGGAUAAAGUCGAAGAUUGGAUUAAAGUCAGCGAAAUGUUCCUCGGCAAACCGAAAGACGAUUGGACGUUCGUUCCGAAACACAAAUCAAACUCGUACGCAGCCAUGAACAGUCACAGUAUCACGUCCUGGGAAGAAGUCGACGCGCAAGGAUGA